AUGAUAAAGACGCAUCUGAAUUGGAUGAUCAACCGUGCACGAGAGAUAAGAACAACCAACCUCAAACACCCGGAUCAGGAAAAAGAUUGGGCCGUUACAACUGGAGAACAACUUCAAAACUACAAACAAGAAGAUUGGGAUAACCUUCUGAAACAUAGAUAUAUUGUUUUUGCGAGAACUAAUCCAGAACAGAAACUUUUGAUUGUACAAGAAGUGCGUCGACGAGGUGAAACAGUGGCUGUCACAGGUGGAGGAGUGAACGAUGCUCCUGCUCUUGCUCACGCUAAUGUUGGAAUAGCGAUGGGGUUAACUGGGAGUGAUGUUGCUAAGCAAACUGCGGAUAUCGUUUUGCUUGAUGAUAACUUUGCAUCAAUUGUAAUGGGAAUUGAGGAAGGACGUCUCAUGUUUGACAAUCUGCGACUCUCAUUGGCCUACACGUUUGCCCAUCUUUGGCCUGAGGUUGUUCCAAUUAUUCUUUCUUUCACUCUUGGACUUCCUCAUGCGCUAUCGCCUCUUCAGAUUCUAUCUAUUGAUUUGGCUUCGGAAAUGCCACCUGCAGUAUCUUUAGCUUAUGAACAACCUGAGCAAGAUAUCAUGCAUACAAAACCACGAAGUCGGGGUUCUCGUCUUCUAUCCAAGGGUCUUCUAAUGUAUUCGUAUUUGUUUGCUGGUACAGGAAUAACCAUAGGCUGCAUUAUAUCAUAUCUCAGUGUUUAUUGGUACCACAACAUAACUCUCCAGGAUAUUCUGUUCACCCAGGAGCACCACUGGAAAGUUGGUGCUGCUAAUUUCACAACAAGCCAAGGAGUUGUACUUGAUGAGCAACAACAACUUUAUAUAAAAGGACAAGCUGCUGCUGCUUGGCAAAUCUGUUUAGUAAUGUCUCAAGUUUUUCAUCUAUAUAACUGCACAACAAGAAGAGUCUCUGUGUUCCGCCAUGGCAUUAGUAACGUUGUGAGCAUUUUUGCCGUUAUAAUCGAAAUCCUCUUACUGAUUAUGUUCGUGUAUACACCUGUCUUCCAAUAUGUGAUGGAUAUUCACACUCCACCUAUACAUGUAUGGGCUUUCGCCCCAAUGGUUGGUCUGUAUCUUCUCACAUUCAACGAAGCUCGGAAGUUUUUGGUUCGAAACCAUUCGAAAAACAAAUUUGUUAAAUUUAUAAAAUGGUAA
Molecule: messenger RNA, 1170 nt
Organism: Auanema sp. JU1783
Lineage: Eukaryota; Metazoa; Nematoda; Chromadorea; Rhabditida; Rhabditidae
Source: the annotation of a GenBank genome assembly